Brugia malayi is the source of this 939-nucleotide messenger RNA. Its product is annotated as Thioredoxin family protein. Lineage: Eukaryota; Metazoa; Nematoda; Chromadorea; Rhabditida; Onchocercidae. The transcript is spliced from 6 exons. Gene Ontology annotation, biological process: protein folding; response to endoplasmic reticulum stress. Gene Ontology annotation, molecular function: protein disulfide isomerase activity. The record is from RefSeq and is a predicted model, not a curated record. The coding region runs from base 1 to 939 and encodes 312 amino acids. Gene Ontology annotation, cellular component: endoplasmic reticulum.
AUGUUGCGAGAAAUUCAUAUUUAUUCAUUUCUAUUUCUUUCUUUGCUUGGAACAAUAGCUGAAACAAAGAUGAAAAAUUUGGUUACUGAAUUUGUGAAAGAAUCGGGAUCGUCCAUUUUUGAUGGUAAUAAAAAUACAGAAUUUGCAAUAUUAAUCGAAUCAAGAGAAUCCGAAGAUUAUGAUGAUUAUAUGGAUGAAUUCAAGAAAGCUGCAGAGAAAUUCGAGAAUAAGGUGCAAUUUGUAUAUAUCAAUUCGGAUAUAGAAGAAAAUUGGCAAAUAAUCGAAUUUCUCGGUUUAAUAGCAGAAGAUGUGCCUGGUGUAUUAUUUGUUGGUCUUAAAAAGCACUUCAAAAAGUAUAAAGCAGAAAUGAAAGAAAUAACAAAAGCAGAAAUAAUUUCAUUCGUGCAAUCAUGUUUGGAUGGUAAAGCAAUACCUUUUUUGAAAAGUGAAGAAAUUCCUGACGAUUGGAAUAAAAAACCCGUGAUUGAAUUAGUAGGGAAAAAUUUCGAAGAGCAAGUAUUUGACCCAAAGAAAACAACCUUCGUAUUCUUCUAUGCACCAUGGUGUGAAGCAUGCCAGAAAACAAUGCCAGAAAUAGAGAAACUUGGUGAACUUUAUAAAAAUAAGAAAAAUCUAGCAAUUGCCAAAAUGAAUUCAAUGAAUAAUGAAGUAUUUGGAUUACCGAUACUUGAUGUACCUACUAUAGCAUUAUUUAUUAAAGGAUCAAAAAAACCUAUUUAUCAUACGGAAGAUGAACGCACAGCAAAUAAUUUCUCCAAGUUUAUUGCGAUGAAUUUGGAAAGCAAUGAAGAAAAUAGUAUGAAAAAGGAUGAAAAAGAAAGAGAGAAAGAAAGGAAAAAGGAGAAAAGUAAUGAUGGAAAGAAGCAGCUAAAAGAUAUGAAUAAGGUGGAAGAAGCUAAGAGUAAGGAUGAACUUUAA